Messenger RNA from Clarias gariepinus (North African catfish), 2501 nucleotides. RefSeq names its product HAUS augmin-like complex, subunit 3 (gene haus3). Lineage: Eukaryota; Metazoa; Chordata; Actinopteri; Siluriformes; Clariidae. Gene Ontology annotation, biological process: spindle assembly; centrosome cycle. The transcript has 5 exons. The coding region runs from base 289 to 2199 and encodes 636 amino acids. The record is from RefSeq and is a predicted model, not a curated record. Gene Ontology annotation, cellular component: mitotic spindle; centrosome; HAUS complex.
AGAGGUAUCAACUGCUUUAUGUAUAUUUAUCUUGGAAAUAAAUAUUUAUUUUAUUUUCGAUGUUAAUUAACGAGAAGAGUCCGCCCAUAAGAAAUGACGUAGAUGCGCGCGCCUUUCAGUACUUUUGAAUAGGCUUCGCGCGACGCCAAGAACUCGUCCCUGAGAGGUUAGCCACACAGCUAACUGCUCGCGAGACAAACAGACUAAUAACGAAAACCUACCAGAGUGACAGUUUUUUUUUUAACAGGGGUAAAGUGUAAGCGUGUUUUUGGGGCUUCACUUUCAAUCAUGCUCAACGGGGAGCGGUUCAUUGAGGCUCUGUCACGGUUUGGUUAUCCUAAUGCAUCUGCACUCAAAAGUUCGGAAUUUGAUUGGUUGUUUGAAGCUGCACCAGACAACCUCCAUCUUUUGCGUGUCUUCUGCCACCGUUUGAACCGCAACAAUGCGCUCAUGCCAGAAGAAGUGCAGGCAUUUCGCCUGCUCCGUGAGUCUGGGAAGCCUAUCUUGGAUGAAGCAACACUCGGUGAUCUGUUAAAAACCUGUGCACCGACUGAUGUGAGCGGGUCGCUGUCCUCACUUUGUGGAGAGGAGGAUGUUUCAAUGGAAGAUUUAGAGGCUGAACUCCAGGCCCUACGGAAAGAGAAGCAGCUGAAGUUACGCAGACUCAAAAAGCUGCAGGUCUUGGCCUCUAGCCGGGGUGCCGAUUCAUCUGCUGCUCUUGGACUACUCCAGGAAGGUAGCGGUGCAAUGAAAGAUGCUAGCUCUGCUCUCGCUGUUGAAAAUGCAGCAACAAAUGCUGCCUUAGAAGGUCUUAUAAAGGAAUCCCAGAAGCUUGCUGGUUUCUUCCAAACUAAUGGCUCAUCAGUGGAACAAAAGAAUGAAACAACAUCUUCUGGUCCUCUAUCAGUGCUGAUGUCCCAGGUUACUCUGGAACCCUAUCUCCACCAGGAGGAGCAAAACACUAAAGCCUUGGCCGCUUAUACUAGGCGUCAGUUUUUCCAGGGCAUCUCUGACAUGGUAGACACCUCAACAUCCAAACGCUUCCAGCUGACAGAGCUGAGCUGCUGCAGUGUGAGUGAGGAAGAGGAUGAUGAGAAGCUUGUGGAGAGCAGGAGAAAGGAGAUGGCCCGGCUGCAGUGGGCUCACAUUGUCGCGCAGCACCAGUUGCUGAAAGAGCAAGCAGAGGAGCGUGGAGCCCAAGCACUGAAGAACUGGCUCACCGAUCAGCUCAGCAGCCAAACACAGCCAGUGGGCUCUCUGCAGGGUUCCUGGCGUGAACCAGCUCUGCACUCCGAGCUUCUCUCUGUUCAGUCUGACCUUGAUGCUCUGAUGCGAGAGCCUGUCCGCUCUGCUCUGCGUGACAAUGCUCGCCUGCUGAAUGUGCCUGUGGUGCGGGGUGACUUGGCACUUCAGAUCGCCAGGCAGAACUAUUACACAGCCAGGCAGACCGAAGUCAGGGAUCAGCUCCUUCGACAGAAAGCAUCAUUCGAAGUUCUGCGUCUGGCACAGGACACUGAGCUCCGGAGGGGGAGAAGGACUGUGACCCAGCUGGACGAGAUCAUUAGUAGGCUAGAGGGGACAUCUCGGAGUGCUGCCCAGAGAGGGAACAUACUGACCCAGCCUGAACUGACCCAGACACACUGUCUGGGGAGUAAUGCAAAACUGCAAGUCAUCAGCUCUAAAGAUGUAGCUUUCAGCGGGCUGCUGCAGAUGUUGGAGCUGGGCAAGCUAUCUGAUUGUAAGGAUCCCCUCCUGACAUAUGGGAGGUUGGAAGCUGAAGCAGCUAGCUUGCAGAACGAGCUAAUGUCUGUUCAAGAUGCACUGGAAAGGGCAGCUCAGGAGCAGGGCUACAGUGGUGUGCGUUUAGAGCGUGACCGUGAUACUCUAGAGCGCUCGGCAUUUUCGGAUAUUGUGCAGCCGCUCCUGAGGCCACAGGUAUGUGCUAUAGCCACGCCUGCUCAGGAGCUCUGCCCUAAUGCACAGGAGAUGUCUGUUGUUCUCAUUGAGCUGGAAGAGAAGCAAAGGAAUUUGUACAAGCAUUUGCAGGACAUUGUAGGAGACUUGAGAACCAAAAGGGCUCGACUAGAGCAGAGUGGCAUUCUCAGACGAGAGAGAGAGCUGUACGUCUACUUUCACCUGGAUCCCACUCUGCUCAGCAAGGUUGUGCGUGAGAUGGAGGCCAGGGCUGGUGUCAAGUAGACUGGGGAGCAGGUUGUACCUCAGACACUACAGGAAAGAAGCUUUUAAGCUUAAAUCAGGAGAGAUGUGAUUCAGUUUUGUCUUGGAGCGCACAAAUUGUCAACUUCAUCAUCUUGUGCAUUUUCUGGAUUCUGAUUCUGAUUUUCUGGACUGUCUUUGACAUCGCUGACUGCAAUGUCAAACAUUUUGCUACCCAAAAUGUUAAUGACUGUAGAGCGUAACUUUGUGUUUGUUUGCAUAUGCAAUAUUGUAAAAUUAGACAUGUAAAAGACUUCUAAUAAAAUGUAUUUGUGCAUAAUUUU